This is a messenger RNA of Colias croceus (clouded yellow), 1508 nucleotides long. Its product is annotated as putative nuclease HARBI1. The transcript is spliced from 5 exons. The record is from RefSeq and is a predicted model, not a curated record. The coding region runs from base 145 to 1272 and encodes 375 amino acids. NCBI's taxonomy places the organism in Eukaryota, Metazoa, Arthropoda, Insecta, Lepidoptera, Pieridae.
UUACACCUCGAACGUCGAGUUCGAGUGUUUACAAAUACGAAUUCACCUGUCAGCAAUUCACUCGUCUAUUAGUUGCCGAGUUCAUGAGUGAGUUAGCGGUUGUGGAACAAAUUUGAUACAAAUUUUAUAUAUUUUUUUACUAAAAUGGCGCGAUAUUUUAUAUUAAAUGCUAUAAUACGAGAAGCAAAUGCUGUGGAUAUAAUAGAAACUCGCCGUCAAAGUACCAGCAUUCGGGAAAUGCAAAUUAUUAAUCGAAAUAAAAAUUUUGUUGAAUGCUACCGUUUAUCGGAAGAACUAGUUUCUCAAGUGAUGGAAGACAUUAAAGUUUUAGUUAAAAAACCUCAACGUCGACGAAGAGGAUUAACUGCUAGAGUCAAGUUGUUAUGCGCACUUUCUUUCUUUGCGACUGGGAGCUAUCAAAGGAUAUGUGGAAAACACAUAAAUUCGUUUGUGUCGCAGCCAUCAGCAUCGCGUAGUAUCCACGAGGUCAUAGAAGCCCUAAGCCAUCCAAGUAUAUUAAAAAAAUACAUAAGAUUUCCCCAAAAUUCUGAAGAAAGACUGAGACUCAAAACAAGAUUCUAUGAGAAAUUCAGUAUUCCUGGGGUAAUAGGAUGUGUAGAUGGGACUUUUGUGACAAUGGUGAGACCAACUUGCCAUGAAGAACGAUACUACUGUCGCAAAGGAUAUCACGCAAGAAAUGUACAAAUGUUCACAGAUGCAGAUUUGAACAUAAUACAUGUAGAUGCAACAUAUGGCGGAGCGACUCACGACAGCCUUAUUUUUAAUAAUUGCAUCAUUCGGGACCACCUCGAACAAUUAGUACAAACAGGCGAAUCUGUGUACUUGUUAGGUGAUUCUGGGUAUCCGCAGCGUCAGUACCUAAUGGUGCCAGUUCCAAAUGCAGACGAGGGAACACCAGAACAUCACUAUAACCAGCUGCAUGCUACUGCAAGAAACACCGUAGAAAGAACAAUAGGGGUCCUUAAAGCCAGAUUUAGAUGCCUAUUAGCACAUAGAGUCCUACAUUAUGACCCCGACACGGUUUCGAAGAUUGUAAUAGCAUGUUGCGUGCUUCACAAUAUUUGUAAUCGUGCCGGCCUGCCAGCUCCAGCCAUACUCAAUUCAGAGCUAGAGGUUGAGGCUGGUUUUCAUAGGACUAGACAAAGUGUAGCUUCAAAUGAGGAUGUACCCAAUGAAACUGCACUUGGUCAGCUAUGUAGACAAAGAUUGAUAAAUGAAUUAUGGAGGGCAAGGAACACGCGGGAAUUAUAAUUAAUUCAAACAAAAAUCAAUGCAAAUUAUUUAUUCCGGAAAAUUAUAUUCAUAGGUGUUAGUAACUCAAUUAGGGCUUAUAAACUAAUGUUAGUAAAUUAAGAAACUAUACUUAAGUAAAACCACAGAUAAUUUUUUACUACUAAAAUAAGUUAAGAACUAAUAAAUGUAUUUAAGUAUAAAAGUAUUUUAUUUUUUUAAAUUUUCAGCUAAUAAUUUAAGACCUUCCCCGACGG